AUGUUCGCGCGGCUCGCGGGUUACGGGGUUAUUUCUUUACUGCUUAAGUGGUUUGCAAUGGAUUUUCUCCAGGAAUAUGAAAGUAGUGAUUCGGAAGCGACAGAUGUUUAUAACAGCACAAACAUUGACGUUAAAGCUAGCGACAAGGGUGCUUCAACGAGUGUUGUAAAUGUGAGAGCUGUCCGACAAGUGUAUUUAAUCACCUAUAGUCAGGCGGAUUUACACAAGUUCCCUGACAGAAAUUCCUUCGCGCAAGCUGUUCUCCGCUCUUUUGACAGUAGUAACACAAACGUUGAACACUGGGUUUGUUGUAAGGAAGUGCACGAAUCCACGGGGGGAUACCACUAUCAUAUGGCAGUGAAGUUACAGCGCUGUAAAAGGUGGUUGUCUUGUAAACGGUACCUAGAAGAAAACUACGGUAUCUCCGUGCACUUCUCCGACGUACAUCAUAACUAUUAUAGUGCGUGGAAAUACACCACGAAAAAAAAAAUUUGUUGUGGAAAGUGA
This is a messenger RNA of Porites lobata, 507 nucleotides long. Lineage: Eukaryota; Metazoa; Cnidaria; Anthozoa; Scleractinia; Poritidae. The record is from the annotation of a GenBank genome assembly.